ACAAUGCCUGAUAAAUUUAUAAUAAUAAUAUACUAUAAAUUAAGAUUAAUAAUAUUUCUUAAAUAACGUUAUGUUUUAACAUCAAACUAUUAUUAGAAUUAAAAUUAAAUAUAUCAAGAAUAAUGGAAUAGAAAAUAAUUAAAUAAAAUAGAAAACAAACAAACUCAAACAAAUUAAAGGAUUAAAUUAAAAUCAAAACAGAACCGGAAGGAGAAAAACGAAAAUAAAUCGAAAUGGAGGGCAAAUAUACAAAGUGCGUGUAACAUAGGGGGCCAAUUCAGAAAUAUUCCCAACCCUCUAAAACGCAGCGUUGCAUUGGAUUAGAAUGAAAUCCGAUCAAACUACAAGGCCCAAUUUCAAAUUAAAGAAAAAAACAGAAUUGAAAUAAUAAAGGAAAUCAGAGGGGCUAAUGGUGCCAAUGCCCCAUUAGACCCAAAACACGCGGGUCUCAGCCGCCUUUGGGUCGGGUCAUCAGGUAUGGCUCAAUACUGUGUCGUUUUGGAGCCAUUGAAAACUGGCUUAAAACGACGUCGUUGCCGAGGUUAUAUAGGGGUCACUUUAAACCCUAAGUCAGAAUCCCCUUUGCCAUUUCGAAAUUGCGCCGCAGCCCUCUUUCUCUCUUCUGUCGUUCAGACCCCUAUCCAUUCCGAUUACAACGAAAGGAAGAGUUAUUCUGACAGCGCUCACGAUGGUACGGGAGUACGGAGGAGGAGCACACGCGCGCGGAGGCGUAGCACACGCGGGGAGGCCCUGGGCUUGACUACGGUGCUACUGGAUACUGUUGCUGCUAGGGUUUUUGCUUUUAUUUUUUGGAGUUGGGCCACAUCGUAAUUGGGCUAGGGUUAGGUGAUUUGGACCGAGUUAGGUUUUAAUUUUAUUGGGCUACAAUUUUGGGUUAAUGUAAUUGGGUCAGGGUCUUGGGGAUUGUUUAAUUUUUUUGUUUUUAUAUUGGUUUUAUUUAUUUACACGGGCCCGGGAAAAUUGGGCUAUUACAACCCUAAAAGAGCUCAACUUGAGGCAGCACAAGUGGAUUGAACUUGUAAUAGCACAAGUGGGACCACAAAUUUGAG
Molecule: messenger RNA, 1070 nt
Organism: Gossypium raimondii (Peruvian cotton)
Lineage: Eukaryota; Viridiplantae; Streptophyta; Magnoliopsida; Malvales; Malvaceae
Exons: 2
Coding region: 478-831 (117 amino acids)
Source: RefSeq, a predicted model, not a curated record